GUUGGCGGUGCCGGCUGUUGUUUUACAACACUGAUCUCAAGGGAGCAUUUUUUUCUUUGCUGCUGUGUUUUCAAGCAAAAAUAUAGUUUAAAUUAAAUUUCGCACGAAGUUCCAACAAAAAUGGAUGUUCGCCCGAAUCAGACCAUCUAUAUUAACAACCUGAACGAAAAGAUCAAGAAGGAGGAACUGAAAAAGUCCCUCUAUGCCAUCUUCUCGCAGUUCGGCCAAAUUCUCGAUAUUGUCGCCCUGAAGACACUAAAAAUGCGCGGCCAGGCAUUUGUUGUAUUCAAGGAGAUCGGCAGUGCAUCCAACGCGCUGCGCACUAUGCAGGGCUUCCCGUUCUACGACAAGCCCAUGCGCAUCGCCUACUCCAAGUGUGACUCGGACAUCGUGGCCAAGCUUAAGGGCACAUUCAAGGAGCGCCCCAAGAAGGUGAAGCCGCCAAAGCCCACACCGGGUAUCGAUGACAAAAAGGACAAGAAGAAGAAGCCGGUUACCACUGAAAAUUCGAAUCCAAAUACGCAAACGGAGCAGCCGCCAAAUCAAAUUCUCUUCCUUACCAAUCUGCCGGAGGAAACCAACGAGAUGAUGCUGUCGAUGUUGUUCAAUCAGUUCCCCGGCUUCAAGGAGGUUCGCCUGGUGCCCAACCGACACGACAUUGCCUUUGUCGAGUUCACCACAGAACUGCAGAGUAAUGCCGCCAAGGAGGCACUACAGGGCUUCAAGAUUACACCCACACACGCCAUGAAGAUUACUUUCGCCAAGAAGUAGGACCACCAAGGCUGUAGUGAAACUGAAACACCCCCGAAGCCCCGAGCCCACUUUUUUUUAACGUGCUAAUUUAAAUAGAAUAAACCAAUCCAUUAUAAAACGAAACAA
This is a messenger RNA of Drosophila pseudoobscura, 879 nucleotides long. RefSeq names its product U1 small nuclear ribonucleoprotein A snf (gene snf). The transcript is spliced from 2 exons. The coding region runs from base 121 to 771 and encodes 216 amino acids. NCBI's taxonomy places the organism in Eukaryota, Metazoa, Arthropoda, Insecta, Diptera, Drosophilidae. Gene Ontology annotation, molecular function: U1 snRNA binding. Gene Ontology annotation, biological process: mRNA splicing, via spliceosome. The record is from RefSeq and is a predicted model, not a curated record. Gene Ontology annotation, cellular component: U1 snRNP.